UUAUCUUCCUUGUUCGACUCCUGAAACGUAACUAAACGCGUAUAAGCUCGCCAUAAAAAGUACACAAGCGGGCAGUAAUAUAAUUGCAAGUUAGAAACAGUGGAAACAUCGUCAUUAAAAAUGUAAUUACAUAAGGAUGUACCUACACUACUCGCGACGAUGCCGAGUUCAAGGUAAUCAAUCAAUUACAAAGUAACUCGUCGGUUAAAUGACACACGCUAUGACGUUUAGUGCCACCACAGCAUCUAUAUUUCAAUCCCAUGAAAUAAACGGAAGCUAGAAAUGCAGAAUAGGAAGAAACAAACGGCCACUCUAUGAUAGUGGUUUUUAAAAAUGUAACUUCUUGUAUCGUCGCAGCGCAGCAACGUCGAUAAUAACGAUAAUUACACGGGGGUGAAUUCCAAGAGGGAACUAUCCCAUUUAAGGCAGCGAAACAUUUCGUUUCCUUACGGUUAUUAGUAGCAUCUAAUGCUUCGAACGAUAGAUUUACUUCAAAGAUAAUCUUUAUUUUCAUAUUCUCAUGUUCAAUGUUACAUUUCAUUGGAAAUAAUUCUUAAUAGAAUAGAAGAAUAAUUCUUCUUUUGAACAAUUAAAAUAUAUCGUAAAAAAAUCCUGCUAGUGAUUAUUGCGAAAAUUGAUAGUGUAAGACCUAACCGUGCGAAAGGUACUUGAUCGUUCGAUCUUUCCUANAGACGAAGUGUUAAGUAAGACAAACUACACGGCAAAUAUUGAAAAUGCACGUACUACGAUGGACACUGAAGCUUUUCAUCGCCAGCGGAUAUUUUUUACCGCCCACAUUGAAGUCUCCGACGAAACGCUUUCUCUAUAAUUUAUAUACGGUCUUCGUGACGUUGUAUAUAUGGAGCUACUGCCUCACGCUAAUCAUGGACAUUUUCUACAACGUAAAAACGCAAGACGAUUUGAGUGAGAAUUUUAGCGUAACUGUCUCGAUACUUAUCACGGGUUACAAAUUUGUCAGCUUAGUCUUAGGGCGAAAAACUAUCAUAAAUAUGUUGGAUCUACUCAAGAAGAGACCCUUUGUGCCAGAGAACAAUGGGGAAGGAGAAAUUCACGCGAGAUACGACAAUCUAAUCGAAAAAGUCGCGGUGGGUUAUACGAUCCAAAUCACAUUUUGUGUGUUUUCUUUAUUAGGAGCGGCAUUGAUGGGUGAUUUUAAAUCAAAAAAAUUAAUGUUCCGCGCUUGGUUCCCUUUCGACAUCACCUCCUCGUGGUUUGUGUUUUCUAUGACGUUCAUCUAUCAGUUAGUGGGUUUAGUGAUCAUAUCCAAUGGUGUCUGUAUUUUCGACACGUUAUUCGCCGGCCUGUUGCUUCACAUCUGUUGUCAACUUGAGAUACUGGUUUAUCGCUUGCACAAUAUCGAAGGAAAUGAAAUUCAAUCGUUAAAACACUGCGUUUGGCACCACAAUAAAAUAUUCAGGUUUGUUUUCUGUGUGCUUCUAUUUAAACAAAUUAACGAACUGACGAAACUAAUGGAAGGUUACGAGAGAAACCGAAAUAAGUUGUUCGCCGAUAUAGUAAACGAUUUUUUUAACAAAUUAAUGUUUAUGCAAUUUGUGGAAAGCGCAAUCUCGAUCUGCUUUGUCCUUUAUCUACUAACAGACAUAGAAGACACUGCGCAAUUAAUAGGAUGGUCUACGUUCAUGUUUGCCGCCAUAUUUCAAACCUUUUACUUUUGUUGGUUCGGAGAUGUAGCGAAAGUAAAGAGCCUCGAUAUUUCUAAUAUGGUAUAUAAUAGCGACUGGCUAAAUUUGAGCAGCGACGCCAGGAAGAUGCUGGUGGUAAUCAUGGCACGUUCAUUGACGCCUGUUGAGAUUACAAGCGCCUAUAUUCUACCCAUGAACUUGGAAUCUUUCAAAGGUUUGAUGAAAGUUGCUUACUCGGCGUAUAACAUGCUGCUACGGAGUAAGUCAUCGAAGUAGAACACAUGCGGAGAAUAAGUUGUAUUAAUUCCUUCGUCACACAAUGGAAGAAUUAGGAUAGAGACAAUAGAAAACGAAUUAUUGAAACAGCGCAGUAUAUUAUGUACCAU
Molecule: messenger RNA, 2050 nt
Organism: Bombus pyrosoma
Lineage: Eukaryota; Metazoa; Arthropoda; Insecta; Hymenoptera; Apidae
Product: odorant receptor 2a-like
Exons: 5
Coding region: 735-1940 (401 amino acids)
Biological process (GO): sensory perception of smell; detection of chemical stimulus involved in sensory perception of smell
Cellular component (GO): plasma membrane
Molecular function (GO): odorant binding; olfactory receptor activity
Source: RefSeq, a predicted model, not a curated record